AAUAAAAUAUUUCGUGCUAAUUUUAAUAUGUUACCUGAUUCUGCCACAAGAAAUUCAUCAAUAUAAAACCAUGUUUUUUUCAGGUUUCUUCAGAUUUGGUUUACACUUCUGUAAUAAACUGGGUAAAAUUUGAUUUAUCUUCAAACGAAAGUUACUUAAGUGAAGUCAUUAAAUUUGUUGAUUUUCAUGAAUUGUCUCCAGAGAUGCUUGAAGAUGUAGUCUCUGUUGAGCCUCUCAUUAGAAAGCAUGGUGAUUUGGGUUAUUCAUUAUUUGAUGCUUUGGUGCACCAUUCAAAGAAAACAGACAAAUCCCUCAUAUCACUUGGUGGAGCAAUAACUCCAACCAAAGUAACAAAGUUUGAUUUACAAACGAAAAAAUGGAGUCAACUUCCGGAUUUACCAGUUGGUCGUGAAACCGCAGCAGCCGUUGUCAUCGAUGAUGUUCUGUAUUAUCUUGCAGGAGAUUUACAAACUGAUGGUAAAGCAACACCAACUAACAUUGUUCAUCGAAUGAAAUUAAAGAAAAAAGUUUUAAAAUGGGAGAAGUUAGCUUCAAUGAAUGUUAAGAGAUGGGGAUUGAGUGCUGCUGUUUUAAAUGGUGAGUUUCCAUUAAUAUCUCGACUCACAUUACAAAUGUUUAUAAUUAAUGUUGAUUGUGUGAUUUCCAGCGAAAGUUAAAAUACGGUCUUUUUUCUGGAUUGGUGUUACUUUCACUCAUGUAGUAAAUGUCUACUUUAUGUAUUUAUAUCGCACAAGGUUGC
Messenger RNA from Ciona intestinalis (vase tunicate), 760 nucleotides. The record is from RefSeq and is a predicted model, not a curated record. NCBI's taxonomy places the organism in Eukaryota, Metazoa, Chordata, Ascidiacea, Phlebobranchia, Cionidae.